Tetrahymena thermophila SB210 is the source of this 1062-nucleotide messenger RNA. RefSeq lists its product as hypothetical. The transcript has 6 exons. NCBI's taxonomy places the organism in Eukaryota, Ciliophora, Oligohymenophorea, Hymenostomatida, Tetrahymenidae. The record is from RefSeq and is a predicted model, not a curated record.
AUGCUAAAUAAUAAAGAGGCUCUCAAAAAUGCACCUAAAAAGUUAGUUUCUACUUUCAGAAAAAUUAAAUAAUCAGAUGACUUGUAAAAUAUUGAUGGAAACUAUAAUACUCGCACUUUUGUUAUAAAUAUGACUGAAUAAAAGAUAAGCUAUUCUUCAAUAUUUACUAAGAAAAAAACAUUCAAAUUUGAUGUAAAAAUAAAUUAUUACUUUUAAAAUUCUAAUAUUAUGUUACAAAAAAAGCAAAUUGAUUACGCUGUUCCAAAUAUUAGUGUCCAAACUAAAAAGCCAUUAGGAGAUUGGGUUCAUACAUUGUUAAUAAAAUUUAAAGAAAAUUAGAAAAUAAAGAAAAAAAAUAUACUUUUAGUCACAAAUGAGAAGGAUACUAUUGAUCUAUGGACCUACUUGCUCUAUUUAGAAAAUAAAAUAAAACUUCUAACACCUUACUAAAAAAAUAGAACUAUGUCUGGUGUCAUAGUCUAAAUGCAAAAACUACCAAAUCUAUAAGUCAUAAUGGAAAUGGAUAGAGAUGUUGAAGACAGUCAUUUCACCAAGAUUAAAAACGGGUUCAGAUACACAUUAAACAGUCUUCCCAGCGUAUGUGAGCACUAAGAAAUGACACCAAGUAUGCAAUUACAAAAGCAAAAUAAGUUAUCUGAAAUCAGUGAGCGAUCACAAAAUGAAGAGCGCUACUGUACUGGCACAAUAUUUUCAUAACCAUCAUCACAAAAGUAAAGUUCUAAUGAUCCAAUAUUUAAUCAAAAAAUCAAUGUAAAUCAGAAAGACGAAAACUAAUAAAAAAAGAGCAUGAAAUAGCUUGGAUCUUCACUUUUUAAAAAAUCUCUAACCGAAACAAAAAAAUUUCACCAUAGAGUUAAUAGCAUAGAAUACGAUGAUGAUUUCCACAGAGUACCAGAAGAAGGUGAUAUAAAAUUUAUAAUUAAUUAAAAGGAUAAAUCUUUGAUAAAAAAGAUAAAUACCUUAUCUGAAAGUAUGCAUUUUGAAAAUUAUAACAGCUUUAAUAAAUAUUCCCUAUCUCAUAGUCUGACCUUUAACAACUGA